UGUGUGAUCGCUUCCUGCUGCCGCUCGGCGUCCGCACGCCGUCCUCUCGUCGCGUCGCGUCAGUGUUGAUCAGCUCGUCAUGGCGGAAGGACGCAGAGAGCCGCCGCCGCCUCUCCUCGCGCUGCCGCCCGCCAGCAAGCGCCCCUGCCUGCGUCCCGCUCCGAGGGGGCCCGGCCCGGGGCCCGGCCACGGCAGCGGCUCGCACGGUUCUCGGUGUCGCUCCCCGGAGUCUCUUCUGGACUGUGCCGCGAAGGCAGUAGCGGAGAAGUGGGCCUUCGAGCGAGUGGAGGAGCGCUUCGAGCGGAUCCCGGAGCCCGUCCAGCGCCGCAUCGUCUACUGGUCUUUCCCCCGCAACGAGAAGGAGAUAUGCAUGUACUCGUCGUUCCAGUGCCGGGUCGCCGGCGAGGAGGGUCCGUCGGCGGCCACCGGCGGCGCCGGGGGGACGGGGUCCGGAGCUGCCGCCGCGAGCGGCGGCGGAGGAGCUGGCGCCGGUGCGGCGACCGCCGCGGGGGCAGCCGGAGCGCCGGCAGCGGGCGACGGGCUGCCGUUCCGCCGCGGCAUCCGGCUGCUGGAGAGCGGCUGCGUGGAGAACGUCUUACAAGUCGGGUUUCACCUCAGUGGCACCGUAACCGAACCUGCCACAUCCUCAGAGUCCGAGGUCACCCACAAGGUGGCCAUCAGCUUUGACCGCUGCAAGAUAACCUCCGUCACCUGUGGCUGUGGCAACAAAGAUAUUUUCUACUGCGCGCAUGUUGUAGCGCUCUCUCUUUACCGGAUACGUAAGCCGGAACAGGUGAAACUACGGUUGCCCAUCUCAGAGACUUUGUUCCAGAUGAACAGAGACCAGUUGCAGAAGCUGGUUCAGUACUUGAUAACAGCCCACCACACUGAGGUGCUGCCCACGGCUCAGAAACUGGCCGACGAGAUCCUCUCCUCCAAUUCAGAGAUCAACCAGGUCCAUGGUGCUCCCGACCCAACUGCAGGCGCCAGUAUUGAUGAUGACAACUGCUGGCAUCUGGACGAGGAUCAAGUCAGAGAGCAAGUCAAGCAGUUUCUUUCACAGGGAGGAUACUACGGCUCUGGGAAGCAGCUCAACUCCAUGUUUGCUAAGGUGCGGGAGAUGCUACGAAUGCGAGACUCCAAUGGCGCACGAAUGCUAACACUGAUAACGGAGCAGUUUAUGGCAGACCCUCGUCUGUUGCUAUGGAGACAACAAGGCACGGGCAUGACAGACAAGUGUCGGCAGCUGUGGGAUGAGCUGGGUGCAUUGUGGGUGUGCGUGGUGCUAAACCCCCACUGUAAGAGCGAGGAGAAGACCAGCUGGCUCAAGCAGCUAAAGAAGUGGGGGGACAUGGACGUCUGUCCACUGGAGGACGGCAACUAUGGCAGCGAGCUCCCAAACAUCACCAACGCGCUGCCACAGAGCAACCUCGCACAGGACUCACUGUCCAGGCCAAGGAGGACGGUGUUCAGCCGGGCCAUUGAGGCUUGUGACCUCCACUGGCAGGACAGCCACCUCCAGAGAAUAAUCAGCAGCGACUUCUACAUGUCUCCAUCCUACCAGAGGGAGGGGGACAGCCUGAUGUUUAACCCACAGGGCCUGCCACUCUGGCUAGACCACGUCCCGACAGCGUGCGCGCGCGUCGAUGCCCUGCGUUCCCACGGUUACUCCAGGGAAGCCCUGCGAUUGGCUGUUGCCAUCAUCAACACACUCCGGCUCCAGCAGCAGAGACAGAUGGACAUCUACAAGCACCAAAAGAAAGAGCUUCUCCAGAGGGGUGUGACCUCCACCACAAACCUGGAAGGGUGGGUGGGUCAUCCCUUAGACCCAAUUGGUUGCCUUUUCACCACUCUUACUGAAACCUGCCGCGUUGAUGAUGACAACACUAUGGACACUGGAGGUGACACCAGGCCGCCCGUCUACCAUCAUGUACCAGUUUGGGGCAGUUCUGAUGGAGGGGAGUCCUACCUUACGCUGGCUUUAGAGGUGGCUCUGAUGGGUAUGGGCCAGCAGAGGAUAAUGCCAGAGGGGCUCUAUGCUCAGGAUAAGGUGUGUCGUAAUGAGGAGCAGAUUGUAGCGAAACUUCAAGAACUGGAACCUGAUGAUCUCUUGGUUCAGACUCUUCGGAAACAGGCCAUUCAGCUACUAGAAGCCGGCCCAUUCAGCGGCCUGGGUGAGGUCAUCCAUCGGGAGAGCGUCCCCAUGCACACUUUUGCCAAGUACCUCUUUUCUGCCCUGCUGCUACAUGAUGCGGACCUGGCUUAUAAGGUUGCCCUUCGUGCCAUGAGGCUGCCAGUCCUGGAGUCGUCCGCCGGCUCCGGGGAUGUGGGCCACCCUCAUCACGGCAUCUCCAUAGUUCCGAGCAGAUACCCGCGCUGGUUCACACUGGGACACCUGGAGUCCCAGCAGUGUGAGCUGGCCUCCACCAUGCUGACUGCUGCUAAAGGUGACAUGUUGCGGUUGCGGACCGUGCUGGACGCCAUCCAGAAAAACAUCCACUCCUCUUCAUUAAUCUUCAAACUAGCCCAGGAUGCCUUCAAGAUAGCAACACCUGCAGACAGCCCGCCUGAUAUAACCCUGCUUAAUGUAGCACUGGAGCUUGGACUGCAGGUGAUGAGGAUGACUCUGUCCACGUUGAAUUGGAGGAGGAGAGAGAUGGUUCGCUGGCUGGUAACAUGCGCGACUGAAGUCGGCAUGCGGGCGCUGGUCAGCAUCCUGCAGGGCUGGUACACGCUCUUCACGCCCACUGAGGCCACCAGCAUCGUAGCAGCCACCGUCAUGUCCCACAACACCAUCCUGCGCCUCAGCCUGGACUACCCUCAGCGCGAGGAGCUGGCCAGCUGCGCUCGGACCCUGGCGCUGCAGUGCGCCAUGAAGGACCCGCAGAACUGCGCGCUGUCCGCGCUCACGCUCUGCGAGAAGGACCACAUCGCCUUCGAGACGGCCUACCAGAUUGUGAUCGACGCCGCGUCCACGGGGAUGACGUACUCGCAGCUGUUCACCAUCGCCAGGUAUAUGGAGCACCGGGGGUACCCGCUGCGCUCCUUCAAGCUGGCCUCCCUGGCCAUGACGCACCUCAACCUGGCGUACAACCAGGACACGCACCCGGCCAUCAACGACGUGCUCUGGGCCUGCGCGCUCAGCCACUCGCUGGGGAAGAACGAGCUGGCGGCCAUCAUUCCCCUGGUGGUGAAGAGCGUGCACUGCGCCACAGUGCUGUCCGACAUCCUGCGGCGCUGCACGCUGACGGCGCCGGGCCUCGCCGGCAUUCCGGGCAGGAGGAACUCUGGGAAGCUGAUGUCCACGGACAAGGCGCCGCUGCGGCAGCUGCUGGACGCCGCCAUCUCCGCGUACAUCAACACCACACACUCUCGACUGACGCACAUCAGUCCCAGGCACUAUGGGGAGUUUAUUGAGUUCCUGAGCAAAGCACGGGACACUUUCCUCUCAGCACAGGACGGCCCCAUCCAGUUUGCCCAGUUCAUAGACAACCUGAAACAGAUCUACAAGGGCAAAAAGAAACUGAUGAUGCUGGUGAGGGAGCGCUUUGGCUGACUCUGCUCCUCCUCACACGGACCCUCCCAUUGGGAAGUAGUUAAACCUGUUGGUUUCUAUUUAAGAUUUUUCACUUAUUUUCUCUUAUAUUUUUACUUCUUAUGUUGAGCCAUUUGUUGAUUUAACUUCAGUUUUGUUUUAUGGAAUGUGAACCAGGAAGUGUUUGCAGUACAUUGUUCUACUUCAUUUAAGACUGCAAAAGGGAAACGGCUUGAGAUACACAGAGGCAUCUCCCCUCAAGCUCAUCUUCAGCCUGAUAUGAAGCUGUCAAAGGGUCGUGGUGACUGAGACCUUUGUUUUUCCAGUGGCACAUGAUGACGUUAAUACCAAAUGAUGAGUGGGAUGUGGUGUGUACUCUGAGCCAGGCCAUCAACACAACCACUGAGGUCAAUAACUCAGCUGUAUUAGGGGUCAGCUUUAACUGUUGUAUCAGACCGUGACCUUGGUUCAUUCAGCGCGUCUCGGCCCGCAGAGGGCAGAAUACAGAAUAAACAUGGUCUGUCUUUAGAAGUCGGUACCAACUGGUCAGCGCUUCUCAUUCAGAACGCAUUGGGAAGCUGGACCUUGUUCCGUAAAGAGUGCAUGUUCUUGGAUCCAGCAGUCUGAAAGCCACAGUCCUCAGGCUGUUGUAGCUGCAGCAGGGUAGUAGAUGCUCCAUGUACCUGUGUAUACAGUGUAUCUCCUAUAUCCUAUAAACGUAUUGACAGUGACAACAUAAAACUGUGAUGAGAGCAGAGAUGCCGCUGCACUGCUGUACAGCUAUUUGUGGCCAAAUCCUUUUAAAUCUGAGUCCAGUAGUUGUGUUUCAAAUGGUCAAGCAGGAUUUAGUAAAUAAGCAAUAUGAAUCAGUUCUACUGCAUUUUUGCUUUGGGACUUUUGCUGAUUGCUGCCUGCAGCUAAAGUCCCAUUUCUAUCUCAAACCUUUCUGGGCAUUCACUUUCAUUGAUUCCUAUUAUUAUUAUUAUUAUUAUUAUUAUUAUUAUUAUUAUUAUUAUUAAGAACUCAAAUCAUUAACGUAUGCAAGGGCAGAAGCGCAGAUCUACUUUUGGUUCUUUUCUAUAUUCCUCGUCCUAUUAAAGCCAUUAAUAGACAGUACUGUUUCCCAAAAUCUAAUUAAACAAAAAAAAAAAAAAAAAAAAUUAUCCACUCCUGUCGUGUCAAAAAAGGUCAUUGUGCACUAAACCGCUGGAUAAUAGUGGACCAGAAUAUGUAUUAAAAUCAGAUGACUACAAAGGGUUUUUGUUCAGAGAACAAGACGUGACUUCAGUAAAAAGACGAAAAAAAUAUUUGAUUUGCAUUUGUGACACAACCAGAAAAAAUGAGUCCAUAAAAAUGUUUUUAUUUUACUUGAUGGAUAAAUUGGCUUAUUAACAGUUUGUCUAGAUGUGAACUAAAGUAUCUUUAUGCAAAUUGGUCUUUAUAUUUUUCUGGAUAAGUACAAAAACUUGAGAAUUGUAACUGUUGGAACAAAAACCAACCAAACAAAUGGUGAUUGCACUUCUUCGCGUCAUGGCUGAAAAUGAACACGCUCAACGACCUCGUGGCUUCAAAUCUCCCAUGUUUCUGAACUGUUAUUUUUGACGGGAUUCUGUUAACUCGAGCUUCACACCAGUUAAUGCUAGUCUUUUUUUUUUUUUUUUAGAUUGUGAACACAUUAGGCAAUGUUUUUCACGAAGGGUGGCGAAAAUGCAGUGCACUUAAUCGUCCACGUUUGGGACCACACACCUCAGCACGGACGGGGUUGUAUCUUUGUGCGAUGUGCAGGUCCUGGUUCUUACCCAGUGUGUUGUUAAAGCAGUAACACAGUGCAACGACAGCUUGAAUCUCCACUGUUCCGACUAAUCAUCGUCGUACAAGCACUUCACACAAAUACCUCUUCAUUGCAUUUCUGUCUGCUUCAGCAUUUAUUUAUUGAUUGUUUAGUGUCGUUCUAUGACUGAGUAGGAACGCAGACACACAAACACAACAGGUCUAUAUUUGAAACAACACACACACACAGAGCAGACGGGGCUUCAUUGUGUGGAGGAAGGUUUUUUCUUUGUUUGUCUGCUUUUACAUUCCAUGAGAGCUGCCUGCACCCACUGCCUGGGUGUCGGUCACAGCUCUGGGCCUUUUUAUUGUUCUUGAUCUGAAGAAACAGAAGAAUGACAAAAGGAAAACUGAGCAAACGUAAGAGAAGAGGCUAAACUCAGUUCUCAGGGACAUCACUUAAAGAGACAAAACAAAAGUAGAAGCAUUAAGCAUUUAAGAUAUUGUAAAUAUUAAAGUGUCCAUUCAAAAAUUGUAAAGUUAUAAUUAUUUAUGAUGACUGUUUUCCUUUCUUUAUUUUCUGCUUUGUCUGUGGGCAGGGUGUUCUUGAACUGUUUUAGACCGGAGGUAGUUUUUGUGAGAGAAAAAGACUUCAAGGCAUUUCUCAGGUGCUCCUGUGUACAUUUUAUUUAAUUUCGCUUUUGCUAUGACGACUUUUUUUUCUUCUUUGCAAAGAAAAUAAAUGUUUUCCAAAAGGAGGCGUGCUCUCAGCCGUUCCGGACGCGAGGAAGGCAUUCAUUUGUGAACAGAUAUGUACUAAACUUGACUAUGCAGAACCACUUUGAAGGUCUUGGCCGCUGAACUCUGGCGAGCGCGGCGCGGUGGACUCGGCCACUACUGGAGUACAGGGGGCAGACAGAGAAUACCCAGCAUGCUUUGCUGAUUCCUUUCAACAUGGUGAAAAUGCCUUUCUGACCGAUCAAUGUACAAAGUUUAUUUUUGCUUUACUACUCUGUUGGUUUGGUUUAAUCAGGACUCAAACCUUUAGUGUCUUCUUGCGGGCGCUUUGUUGUGUGGCGGCCGGCACCACAGUGACACAGAACAAUACACAAACGGCCGAGUCCGAAACGGCAACUGUUCGAACAAAGAGACCGCUGUGGAGGAGCGUUGGUCGAUUCCUUGUCGCAACACGUUUUUAUGGAUUUCUUCACCUCCCCUCGGCCGCUGUCACUAACUGGGUUAAAUGUUUCAUUGUUGCCACCGGUCGUGUUCUGGUCUUAGGCCUCUUCUGCUUUUAAAGCAGUGCAUCGGUGUCAGACGAUCCUCCUGCUCUUGUACCUUAAAGCACUCGAAAGAUCAGUGCUCUGCAGCGGCCUCGUGUCCCAGCGAUCAUAAACGUCUCAUCGCUUUUCGUCUUGCGUUGCUGCACAUUUCUUCUGUAACGAGGAUUAAAGCUUGACUUAUUUCUUGGCCCCCACAUUAGCGCCAGCGGCUUUAAGGGAUAUAAUUGUAUCUCCUGGCUAAUGAGGAGGCACCAGUCAGAUGCCUUCACGUGAUGCGUUUACUGACAGCAUCACAACAAGGAAGGUUGUGCUUCUGUUUUGUUUCUGUGUUAACUGUUUCAGCCAGUUCCUGGGGUUUUUCUGAUUUCUCCCCUUUGUUACUUCCUUCUGUAGGAGACUUACUGUUUGUUGGUAGAGAGCUAGUUCACCUACUGUUUCAAAGUUUGUUUUUUGGAUUUAUUUUUUUCUUUCUAACUUAAGGGAAAAUUGAAAGUGUUUGUUGCCUCUCUGUGCUACUGAUUAUGAAAAGGUAUUUCCAGUAUUUGUUGCCACAGAAGUAUGAUAGCUUAUCAUCCACACGUUUUUUUUUAAUUUGUAAUUUUUUUGUGCGACUUCUUGCGCUACUGUCUAUAAAGCGAGAAUUUAUUACUAUUUAUGUAAUGCUACUACCAUUUUAUAUUGAUUUGUGUUGGAUCUCAGUUCUUUUCUAUGAAUAAAGUGUGAAACACAGAUUUUUUGUUA
This is a messenger RNA of Betta splendens (Siamese fighting fish), 7329 nucleotides long. RefSeq names its product zinc finger, SWIM-type containing 5 (gene zswim5). The record is from RefSeq and is a predicted model, not a curated record. The transcript is spliced from 16 exons. The coding region runs from base 80 to 3556 and encodes 1158 amino acids. Gene Ontology annotation, cellular component: Cul2-RING ubiquitin ligase complex. Lineage: Eukaryota; Metazoa; Chordata; Actinopteri; Anabantiformes; Osphronemidae.